Entelurus aequoreus (snake pipefish) is the source of this 4277-nucleotide messenger RNA. RefSeq names its product SLAM family member 9-like. NCBI's taxonomy places the organism in Eukaryota, Metazoa, Chordata, Actinopteri, Syngnathiformes, Syngnathidae. The record is from RefSeq and is a predicted model, not a curated record. Bases 163 to 1719 code for a protein of 518 amino acids. The transcript has 7 exons.
AUCGACAUGUCCUUCCUUUCACUUUCACCCAUCUUCUCUGAACAGGUUUGCGCUUGCUCAGGUGUUAGGGCAUUACAUUUGGUGUCAGGUUGUGUUCAGUGGUGUAAUGUUAUAAUCUAAUGGUGUAUUAAUAUUGCUGAAUGUUAAUAAUUAAGAGCUCUAAUGGACUACCAACACAUCCUGGUCUGUUUCAUGUUCACUUGCAGUUUAGGUUCUGCACGGGAUGUGAAAUAUGUACUGAAGGGUCAGGAGAUAACCCUGGGACUUUCAACUUAUCGACAGCCAACUGAAAUAUACUGGAUAUAUGAGGUCAACGACAUUGUAUUUUUUGAUGGCAAAAUGGAGACUGUGGAGGACCCAUACAAGAACAGAAUAACUCUCAACAAGAACUCUGCAGUACUCACCAUCAAAAAUGCCACAUAUGAAGACAGUGGAAACUAUGACCAGGAAGUCAGAAUAAACACGAAGCUCUAUCACAAUGCGUAUGAAAUCGAGGUUAUAGACAAAGUAUCCAAACCCAAAAUAAGGUGUAAGAUGAUUGACAGAUACCAGGCGACGCUCGUGUGCUCAACAGAGUCCAAACAUUCUCAUUUAUUAAAGUUCAAGUGGAGAUCAGAUGGAAAUGAGCAAACUGGACCAAAUUUAACAAUAACUCUCAAGAAGUUUCUUAAUCAUGAAGUUUAUAUGUGUGAUGUCGGCAACCCUCUGACCAAUGAAAUUGCUGCAUUCACUGUCAAGGACUGCUUAUCUGGUGGUAUAACUGUUGCUGAAAAGGUUGUCAUCUUCCUUUCCAUCAUUGCAGUUGUGUUAAUUGGGGUCUUCAUCUUUUGGGGAUGGAAAUUCUACAAAAAACGUCAAGUUGCAGAACGUCGUAAAAGAGAUGAACGCAGAAAAGAAGUACUUCUCUAUGAAUGGUCUAUAUCCUCACUAAACAGAAAGGAAAUAAUGGAGAUAUACAACAUCAGCAAUCCUAACGACUUCUGGUUUUUGGGCUCACAUGAUAAAUUGAAGGAAUAUGGUAUUACAAUUACUGCCUGCAAGGACAUAUUCAGUGAACGCAUAUUGUGGAUGAAAGCAGACAAUGCCAACAGUGAUCCUGCAGUAUUUCUGAACCACUUCCUGGACACAGUGACUCGUAUUGGAGGUUGUCCACGGCAACUGAUAGCCAAACCAAGUUUGCACCACAUCACAAAAACGCAAACUUUCCUGCGUAGGAAUCAUACAGACUAUUCUAAUGAGUAUCAAAGUGUGAUUUCUACAUCUAACUCUACCAGUCACACAUGGUUACACGUAUGGACGUAUUGGAAGUACUGUUUUGAAACUCUCAGGGACUCAGGACUUUUCACAGGAAACGAUUUGGACAAGAACCUCGUACAGUUCUGCUUCUUCAACAUCAUCCAGGAUCAGCUGGAUGAGUUUGUUAGAAGUAACAAUAGGACCCAAAGUGAAUCAGCAGAGGACCACAUCUAUACUGUUCUACCAGAGGAUAUUGAUGUUUACAAGACGCAGUGUACCCCAAGAGGGCGGUACCCCUGUGAUGAAACACUUUACAAGCGCUUUGAACGCAUUAUGACUGAAAAUGGUUGGAAUGUUCCAGCGGAUGAAAUCAAAGCUCUCGAGAUAUAUGCCAAAUUAAGAAAGAAGAUGCAGGAAAACAACGAAGCUGUGAUUGAAACAUGUAUAGAUGAAGAACAAGAGGUGGCAGGUUUGUUAAAAUGACAAUGUUGUGAACUUGCCCCCUCCUGUCGCUUUUGGUUGCGCAGAUGAACUGUCUAAUCAAAACUUUGUUUCUUGUUUUAGCGAAGCAGUACCAACAAAGUGUAAGAAAAUAUCAACUCUUUAGUGUUCAAACGGCGUAUAGCUCAAACCUACACACACGCACACUCCAACUACCGUUGUAGUCUAGGUACCAUUAGAGAAAUAGCUACUAAAUGAAUUAGACCACGGGUCCCCAAACUACGGCCGGCCAGCGUCCAAAAUCCGGCCCGCGGGAAAUCCCAAGUAAAAAAAAUAUAUAUAUAUUUUUUUGAAUUAUUAUUUUUUUAAAUCCGUCCUUUCUAAUCCAUUUUCUACCGCUUGUUACUCUCAGUGUCUCCCAGCCGCUCAGGCAAAUCAUAUUGUCUAAAAAUUCAUUUUCCCAUCGAUGACGUGACAGCAUUGCGCUCGGAAUAUAUACACACACAUAUAUAUAUAUAUAUAUAUACAUAUCUAUAUAUACAUAGAUUAUGUAUAUACGUAUAUAGCCCGGCCCCCGGCCAAUUUUUUUUUAACCCAAUGCGGCCCCCCGAGUCGAAAAGUUUGGGGACCCCUGAAUUAGACCUUACUCACUAGUACACUAGUAAAUGAGAAGAUUUUUGCAAACAGUCGCCUUUAAAGGUGAACAGGCAAAUUGGGAACAGGUGGGUGCCAUAAUUGGGUACAAAAGUAGAUUCCAUGAAAUGCUCAGUCAUUCACAAACAAGGAUGGGGCGAGGGUCACCACUUGGUCAACAAAUGCGUGAGCAAAUUGUUGAACAGUUUAACCUUCGUCUUGUGUUAGGGUCGGCACCGACCCGUUUUAGUUUUUGAAUGCAUAAAAGAACCACACAAAUUUAUUUUUUUGCAUCAAGGCUUUUUGACUUUGUCAGGUACCUCUAUUUCAACAAAAUAAAACUUUUUUUUUUUCUUUCACUAAAUUAUAAAAUGCUCUAGUUGAAAUUAUUACAUUGGUGGUGUUAGGGUCGGUUUCGACCCAGUUAUAAAAAUAAGAUAAUAAAACAAUAAUUAGAGCCAAAACUGAACACACUGACAGCCAGCUCCUCUACCAAUCAUGUGAGCUUUAGGGGAUUCUCAUUUUACCUUGUUAUCCAGUACUAAAACAUGACAUGUGAGGUCAAUUCAGUAUAGAGUUGGUGACUUGCCGAGUGCACAUCUCCAAUUUGCAGCAUGCAAAAAUGAAAAAAAGAUUUACCGUACAGUGAGAAGUUCUGGAUAAUAUUUUUGGUGAAAUGAGGGAGAGGACACAGAGCAGCAUAGUGAUACGGAUGAACAGGUUUCUGAGGAGGAAGACAAUGUGCCGAGUAUCAUCCAGAAGACACUGACACACCUUCACCAAAAUUGAUUCCCGGGCGUGGCACCGCUGCUACUCACUGCUCCCCUCACCUCCCAGGGGGUGAACAAGGGGAUGGGUCAAAUGCAGAGGACAAAUUUCACCACACCUAGUGUGUGUGUGACAAUCAUCGGUACUUUAGAUCGGUAGGUUGUGAGUUCAAACCCCGGCCAAGUCAUACCAAAGACUAUAAAAUGGGACCCAUUACCUCCCUGCUUGGCACUCAGCAUCAAGGGUUGGAAUUGGGGGUUAAUCACCAAAAAUGAUUCCCGGGCGUGGCCACCGCUGCUGCUCACUGCUCCCCUCACCUCCCAGGGGGUGAUCAAGGGUGAUGGGUCAAAUGCAGAGAAUAAUUUCAACACACCUCGUGUGUGUGUGACAAUCAUUGGUACUUUAACUUUAACUUAACUUAACUUGAUUUGCUUGAUUGGUUGUUGUUUGUUUGACCUUGCAAAUCUAUAUUUUGUGUUAUGACUUGUUCUGCUUUUCAUUUUGUGUUUGUAUUAAAGUUCUGUUGCUGAAAAAAAAACACUUUUUAGCCUUUUUCUUGAAGUAAAUAUAUAUGGGUCGAAAUUUACCCGUAGCACCAUAGAUGUUACUAUAGUUAAAAUUAUUAAAAUGAAAAAAUAAAUUCAACAAAUGUAUUCAAGAGAUGUGUUCUAAUACCCCUCAGUAAUAGUCAGGUAACACAACAACCUUUUAUUUAUUUAUACAAUUCUCUUGAGGUUCAUUUUACAAUUUUUUAAAAUUGAAAUCGAGGGGUAUACUGACAAAAAAAAAGGCCCAAUGGCCCACACCAAAAAUAUUAAAACCAAUAUUUUCAUGGAUAAGGAAGCCUAACAAGGUAACCAAGAGAUGAGAAACAAAUUUGAUGAUAGAUAAUUGUUUUUAGUGUAUUUUACUGGCUGAUUUAAGACAUGGGUCAAAACCGACCCGUUAACAUAAGAGAUGGUAACAGAAAGCUAACACAAGAGGAAGGUUAAGAAAAACCUUUCUCAACCAGCUAUAGCAAGGAAUUUAGGGAUUUCACCAUCUAUGGUCCGUAAUACCAUCAAAGGGUUCAGAGAAUCUGGAGAAAUCACUGCACGUAAGCAGCUAAGCCCGUGACCUUCGAUCCCUCAGGCUGCACUGCAUCAACAAGCGACAUCAGUGUGUAAAGGAUAUCACCACAUGGGCUCAGGAACACUUGA